CGUAGGAGGCCAGCCAGUCUAACACAACACUUUUGAUAUGAAUCACGUGUUCAUUAAUUACAACAUUUAUACUUUCCCGGGCUAGGCCCGAACAAAAUAUACAAAAAAAUAAUCAUGACACAGGAGGCCAACCAGAAGUAUGCGUUUCCCAGCCCCUCCGACAGCAGCAGCGUCCAGGAUGUGGCCCGGGCAGUGGAGCGACUGGCGGCGGACACCAACGAGGAUCUGCGCAACUUCCGGAAGGAGCAGGCCCACAUACGGUCCCACGUUAACGGCGUCCUGGAGGAGAACCAGCGGCUGGCCGAGGAGCUGGGCCGAUACAAGAGCACAUAUGCCGCCCGCGACUACAAGGAGCUCAAGCAUCAGUUGCAGUUGACCAACGAAGCGCUGGAGAAGUCCAGGAAGCAGGUGGAGGAGCUGCGCCAAGAGCGCAGGAGCCUGCAGCUGAUGCAGGAGUGCUCCCAGAAGACCAUCGACAAUAUGGAACUGGAGCUGAAGAACUAUCGCGCCCAGCUCCUUGAGUCGGGAGAGGAACACAAGAUCACACAGCGCUACGUGCGGGCCGUGAAGAUGCUGGAGGCGAAAGUGACAGCACAGCAGGAGGAGCUGCUCACCCAAACCGAGACGAUCAAGGCCCUUCAUGAGCACAAACAGCGGGGCGGGGAGCAGCUGCAGCAACUCCAGGCGACGCUCAGAGACCAGGCCGAGGAGCAGGCGAAGGUGGCCAACCUUCAGAAGCAGGUGAAGGAGUACGAGCUCUCCCUCAGGCACACCCACAACCUCCUGGUGGAGAGUACGCGCCGCGAGAGCGCGGCUGUGCGAAAGGCCCAGGAGGCCGUCGCCAUCAGUGAGGCGGCUACGCGGGAGAAGGCUGAGGCCGAAAAGCGUGCCGAGAACUACAAGGAGGAGGUUACCCAGCUGGCCACCAACAUAGGGAGCAUCAUGCAGGAGGCCGCCAACCAAGUGGACUGCGAAGUGGCCCAGCUGCGGAGUAAGCUGAGCGAAAAAGACAAGCUUAUAGCGACCAUAAAAGACAAGCUGAAAAAGGAUGCGGAGGAGCACAAGAACGUGGUCCAUGUUCUGGAGACGCGCAAUAAUCGCCUUGAGCAGAAGUACAAGGAGGCUCUCAAGCAGAACGACAAGCUGGAGGGCGAAGUGGAUGUCACCUACCGCCGACUCUGCGAGCUGGAGCAGGCGCUUAAUGAUUCCAACAACGAGGCCCGAGACUGCAAGGCGAAAAAGCACUAUGAGCUGCAAAUGGACCGAUACAUGCAGGCUCACAAACAGAUGAAGACCAACUACCAUGCGGCCAUGGACGACAUCACUCAGAAGUUCGAGGCGGAGAUCUACCGCCUGCGCAAACAGAACUCGGAGCUGGAGGCGGACAACUGUUUGCUGAAGAGCGGAGCCGCCGGAGAUUUCUCCACCAAUCGAAUCUAGUCCCUAUACAAUCUAGCUGUACAGUAUUAUAUUGAAGAAUAUCUAUAUUUUUUGCCAAAGUAA
Molecule: messenger RNA, 1503 nt
Organism: Drosophila ananassae
Lineage: Eukaryota; Metazoa; Arthropoda; Insecta; Diptera; Drosophilidae
Product: myosin heavy chain, fast skeletal muscle
Exons: 5
Coding region: 115-1440 (441 amino acids)
Source: RefSeq, a predicted model, not a curated record